AUGGACGGACUUUCCCUGGCUGACGCGUAUCUCCCACAGGUCGACUUCGAGGGCGUUGCCAAAGAAUGUAACAUCGUGAGUAAAGGAGCCGCGGCAAAGCGCUACGAGCGCAUGAUGAAAGCAAACGGCAUCGACCCAAACGGCGGCGGCCCACUCAGCAGCACUAACACUGGCACCACUGGCAAUUCUUCCUCUCUCCCCGCAACCCCUAAAACGCCCAAAAAGCCUGCCAAGGGAACUACGUCUACUACUGCUGGUGCUGGUCCUGCCACUGAAACCCCUACUCCCAAGGGAGAACACAGCAGCGGUGGUGGCUCAGGUAAAAAGCGCAAGUCGCCGACUUCUCUGGCUGCUCCUACUACUGCCGCGGCAGCAGGAGUGAAAGAAAAUCAGCAGAAAAAGUCUCGUGUCAAGAAGACUUCUACUACUUCUGCUGGUACUACAGCUACUAUUACUGCUGGUGCUGGUAUUAGCAUCAAGAAAAACGACACUAGCAAUGACAUCGCUACCCCGACCCCCGCGCCAAAGAAGCGUGGUGGUGGUGGUAGUAUUAGUGCCGCCACAGUCCGCUUUCAGAUGAUGGGCGAGGACAGCAAUGACAGCGACGAUGGUAGUAACGACGGCCUGAUGACUCCGGACGAGGACCUCCUGCCUCUUCUCGCUAGCGACAACAACAACAACGCAGACGCUGAGGCUCUCUUUAAGCAGUUCUGUCAUAGUCACGAUGACGAUGAGGAUGAGGAUAUGGACAAGGGCAAAGGCAAGGCCGAGUCUGUCGUCAAGACUGAGCCUAAGGCUGAGCCUGAGACUGCGAUGGAGCUGCAUUCGGAGAUGGAUUUGGAGGCUUGA
Messenger RNA from Rasamsonia emersonii CBS 393.64, 849 nucleotides. RefSeq lists its product as uncharacterized. NCBI's taxonomy places the organism in Eukaryota, Fungi, Ascomycota, Eurotiomycetes, Eurotiales, Trichocomaceae. The transcript is spliced from 3 exons. Bases 1 to 849 code for a protein of 282 amino acids. The record is from RefSeq and is a predicted model, not a curated record.